This is a messenger RNA of Gordionus sp. m RMFG-2023, 876 nucleotides long. RefSeq lists its product as uncharacterized. The coding region runs from base 1 to 876 and encodes 291 amino acids. Lineage: Eukaryota; Metazoa; Nematomorpha; Gordioida; Chordodea; Parachordodidae. The transcript is spliced from 3 exons. The record is from RefSeq and is a predicted model, not a curated record.
AUGAUUUCUCCCGAGAUUAAACAAACGAAAUACAUUCAAAAUGGGUUUAGCGAUAUAGCAGAUGGAUCUCUUUUUAAGAAUGAUCCAUUUGACCUAGAUCGAUCGAUGCUAAUAGGAAAUGGGCAAUAUUUAACAUCGGUUCAAUUGGCUAAUGAGCAUAAAGAUGAUAAUAAUGAGAACAUUGAGUCGUUUUCUUUUGAUGAUGAUGAGCAACUGCAUUCUAAAGACUCUGGGGAACUCGAUUCUCCGCAAUACGAUUUUAAUUUUUUAUCUUCGGAUGAGGAUGACACCCACCUUAACUCAGAUUAUGAGGAGUUAUUGAACCCUUUCAAUCAUAUGGACGGCUCAUUGGGUAGAAAUGGAUCUACUACCAAAAAAAAAAGAGAUGCCAACGAGUUACUCGAAUCUCAGGAUAUUAAGACUAUAAAUAAACGACAAGCUAGGGUAAGGGGAGUAGUAGCAAGGAGAGUAGCUAUCAGAAGGGCUAGAAUAGCUAAAGCUAAACGAGUUCAAGCUGCACUAAAACGCAGAGCAUUAUUAGCUCAAAAAAAAAAGAUAGCCUUAAGGAAGAGACAGCAAAUUAGAAAACGUAAAUUACAAGCACAAGCCAAAAAGAAGAAACAAAUACAACUGAAAAAUCUGCAAAUUAGGAAACGCAAAUUGGCCGCUCUUAAAGCGCGGAAACUACAAGCUGUUAGGAAACGAAACAUGAUUAGACGCAGAAAAAUAAAUAAUAGGAAUAGACAACUUAGGAUACAGAGAAAUCGUAGGAUAAGAAAUAAAAGAGAUAAAACUUCUAACAAGGAUAAACCAACUCAGGUAAAGGAUGGUACAGUGGCAAAAGCAAUUAUUCCUGUUCUAAAGAUUUCAACUUAA